Akanthomyces muscarius is the source of this 327-nucleotide messenger RNA. RefSeq lists its product as uncharacterized. Lineage: Eukaryota; Fungi; Ascomycota; Sordariomycetes; Hypocreales; Cordycipitaceae. The transcript has 4 exons. The coding region runs from base 1 to 327 and encodes 108 amino acids. Gene Ontology annotation, cellular component: mitochondrion. The record is from RefSeq and is a predicted model, not a curated record.
AUGAGUGUCCCACGCGCACGGGUAGUAGACCUGAUGAAGGCACAAUGCAAGGUCUUUGCGACGACAUUUAACCCUGAAGGAACGCGACUGGGCAACAAAGUCCUGCGCCAACGCUUACGAGGUCCUGCGAUGGCCGCCUACUACCCUCGCAAGAUUGUCACAAUCAAGGAUGUCAAGACCGAAUUCGGCCCAGAGCUGCACACGUGGGAUCCUAACGAGGAGGCCCGUUUCGAAUACAUCGAAGAAUUGAAGGCUCGUGGGAAGAGCAACCCGAAAAAGAAGUCGGCGCCAGCUGCUGCUGCGCCAGUGAAGGGCAAGAAGAAAUAA